AUGUCAACAAGACCAGGCGUACUGCACCCGAGCCUCAGGAUUUUGCGCUUUACAGCACUUCUUGGUGACCCCGUAUCGAAUAAAAGAAAUAAAGGAAUCACUCUCGAUGUAGGAUAUCUUUCAAGUCAAGUCAAAUCUCGAAUAGCACAAGCACAGACAUCAAAGCUGCUGUUGGCCCGUGCGAUUGCCCGUAUCGCGUCUGGAAUGUCUGCGGAAUCGUCCAUUUCCCCAGUUGCCUUAGACCCUCAUAAGUCAACUCCUCUUGCAAAGCAAGGUACCGGUGACUGCUUUAGCUUUCACUCUCAUUCCAUGGGACCGCCUUCAACACAUAAGCCGACCCACCUCUGCCAUAGCAGCAUUCAACCAUCUAAGAAAGAUGUUCUGUUUGGCUGGAGAAGACGUCUACCUCAACUACAAGGGUUCUGUCCCCCCCUCAAUCAAAUAAGACUUUUCCGUCCCACAACGAAUCUAAAGAUUCUCCUCCCGAAAAUACAUGAAAUAGCUUCUGCUGAAGCAAAUUCCAUCCAGAAGGUUGCAUUUGAACCAGUCGGAAGUGCAUAG
Molecule: messenger RNA, 561 nt
Organism: Microthlaspi erraticum
Lineage: Eukaryota; Viridiplantae; Streptophyta; Magnoliopsida; Brassicales; Brassicaceae
Source: the annotation of a GenBank genome assembly